AUGAGUCCAUCCCACCUCUUUGCUCUGAAUAGACCAGUCUCAACCAAGACCAUCACUAUAAGAAAGCCUAGGACAGCCAGUACCCAGAAAGGGACCUGGAGAGAGAACGGGGUUUCCCAAAAAAGAACGAAAGGACCGAUUCGAAAAAACAAAGGCAGCAAAACGCAACAGGGCAAGAUUUCAGCCAUGUGCAACUGGAACACUUACACAUUCGACUGUGGCUGCAUGCAGGUCGAUCUGCGAUCGCGAUGCCAGCGCAAGCUCGCCGACGACGAGCUGGACCCGUGUUUCUGGAUGCAGCGCGUCAGCGAGAAGUGGAGAUUCCACCAGCAGCGGAUGUGCGACACCUGCAACUACCGGCUGCUGAACGGCGAGUACGUGCCGAUGAGGAAGCAGGCCAGAUGGAGCGAGAUAGGGGCCAGGGCGCAUGAGAUAGCGCGGCUGAUGGCGAGGGCUAGACAGCUAGGCUGA
This is a messenger RNA of Clonostachys solani, 471 nucleotides long. The record is from the annotation of a GenBank genome assembly. NCBI's taxonomy places the organism in Eukaryota, Fungi, Ascomycota, Sordariomycetes, Hypocreales, Bionectriaceae.